Molecule: messenger RNA, 2558 nt
Organism: Coffea arabica (coffee)
Lineage: Eukaryota; Viridiplantae; Streptophyta; Magnoliopsida; Gentianales; Rubiaceae
Product: protein DETOXIFICATION 42-like
Biological process (GO): transmembrane transport
Cellular component (GO): membrane
Molecular function (GO): xenobiotic transmembrane transporter activity; antiporter activity
Source: RefSeq, a predicted model, not a curated record
UGGACACCACUCGAAGUUGGAAACGAAUAUGGGAAAGCACACCUGAAAAAUUGACUCAAACAUCUUUUUCAGAUAACAUCUUGAAAGGGACAGAAGAAACACAAGGAAAUUAAACAAUCCAACUAUCACAUCAUAGUCCGAGAUAUAUAUAAUUUCUUGCUCUCAAAAUUUUUUUUCCAAUAUAGAACUCGCGUUUGCAUGGUUUUUCUUUUGGCUUGUUUCUUGGAAACAUUUCUGAACAAUCAAUUGCUUAAGGACAGGUGGUGGAAUUGCUGGGGAUUUUGGAUAUCAGACAGUGGAAGGUUCCCUCCCCUUAAAAUAUUGGACCUGCCUCUCUUGCGCCCUUUUAAAAGUCCUCCUCGAACUUUUCUGGGGCUGCCAUUACUGAGGAAGGUCUAUACGCUCCCUGAGUCAAACCGGCACUUCCAACCAACCUCCAUCUCAUGUGCUGACCGUUCCAGUGCUUGCCUGUUAAGCAUUCUUAGAUACUUGAGUUUUUUACUUUUUUACCCAAGUCUUUCUGGGGUACCUCCUUUGAACUCUUCGUGGAUUCAAGAAUCAAGAUUCUUUUCAAUUUUUCGUUACAUAAAGUAGGAAGAGUUAUUAGUUCAGUGUUCUUGGUAAACUUGGAGCCUUUUCUGAUCAUUUUGGGUGUCUGGGAUGCUGAAGUUAAUGCGGUGAGCUUUACUCAAGUUUAAAGCUUGAGAGCUUUGGAGGCCUUUACUCAGCCAUGUCAGACUAUGAUGUCUUGUAUCUGUAUAGAAAUAUGGGCGAGAAUCCUGUAUGGGGUCUGUUUAAGAACAUAAGAAAUGUUUUCAAGAAGGACGAGUUAGGAGUGGAAAUUGCACAGAUUGCAAUACCUGCAGCAAUGGCCUUAGCUGCUGACCCAAUUGCUUCUUUAGUUGAUACAGCUUUCAUUGGUCAUAUAGGUCCAGUGGAACUUGCGGCUGUAGGUGUCGCCAUUGCUGUAUUUAACCAAGCAUCAAAAAUUGCAAUAUUCCCACUCGUUAGUGUGACAACUUCUUUUGUUGCUGAAGAAGAUGCUACUAAAAGUUUGAGCAUUGAUUCACAAGAAAUUGAAAUAGUGGAGAAUGGUUUUGCUGCAGAUGGCGAAAAGGAAGAGUUGCUACCGAAAGUGGAAUUGAGUAGCAAAUCAUUCAGCAGUAGCCAAGGGAAGGUGGUUGAUGGUAGGCGGAACAGCAGGCAUAACUCUUCUGCUUCAUCAGCAUUGCUCAUAGGUUGUAUACUUGGUAUCAUCCAAGCAAUUUUCCUCAUUUUUGCUGCAAAACCCUUGUUAAACUACAUGGGUGUAGAAUCUAAUUCACCUAUGCUGAACCCAGCCCAAAAGUACUUAAUAGUGAGGUCACUUGGCGCUCCAGCUGUCCUCCUUUCCUUGGCCAUGCAGGGUGUCUUUCGUGGAUUCAAGGAUACAAAAACCCCUCUUUAUGCAACCAUGAUUGGAGAUCUGACAAACAUAAUUCUGGACCCAAUAUUCAUUUUCCUGUUUGGUUUAGGUGUUACUGGUGCAGCCGUUGCCCAUGUUAUCUCCCAGUACUUUAUUUCCCUAAUACUUAUGUGGAGAUUAAUGAGUGAAGUAGAUCUUUUAGCCCCUAGUAUCAAAGAUCUGCAGUUGGGUCGGUUUCUUAAGAAUGGAUUUCUGCUAUUAUUGAGAGUCAUAGCAGCAACAUUCUGCGUAACCUUGGCAGCUUCAUUGGCUGCAAGGGUGGGAUCAACAUCGAUGGCUGCUUUCCAGGUCUGCUUGCAGGUUUGGCUGGCAACCUCAUUACUUGCUGAUGGAUUAGCCGUAUCGGGACAAGCCAUUCUUGCCAGUGCAUUUGCAAAAAAUGACUACGAGAGAGCCACAACUACUGCCUCUCGUGUCUUACAGUUGGGAUUGGUACUUGGGCUGGUUCUUUCACUCAUUGUCAUUGUUAUACUGAAAUAUGCAUCAACAAUUUUCACAGCAGAUAUAAAUGUUCUCCAUCUUUUAAGUUUGGGCAUCCCGUUUGUUGUAGUGACGCAGCCAAUUAACUCUGUGGCCUUUGUUUUUGAUGGAAUAAACUAUGGAGCAUCUGAUUUUUCUUAUUCUGCCUACUCCAUGAUUUCUGUGGCAGCAGUGAGUAUAAUACUCUUGCUACUGCUGUCCUCGAGAUUUGGUUUUGUUGGUAUAUGGCUUGCAUUAUCUAUCUUCAUGAGUUUGCGGGCGUUAGCUGGAUUUUGGAGGAUAGGAACCAGAACAGGACCUUGGCGCUAUCUCCGGGGAUAAUUUCUGCUGAUUAUAGCUGGAUUUGCACCACCUCAUUUUUCUUGGUUUUGGAAGAAUUCCUGCCAUCAUUUAGGAAUAUGUGGCUGAUAAUAUUAGAUGGCCAUAAUAUUAGUAGGUAUAAAUCACUACUUUCAUUCCUUGUUGUAUCAAUAGCAUCUUGAGAGCUGUAUGAGGCAAAUGAUAUCCAUAUGAUCAAUGUGUUUGUAAAACUGCCAAAAGCCAAAAAAAGCAAAUAACAAAAAAAAAAAAAGAAGAAGGAAAUGGAGGAGGAAAAAUUAGGUUAGAUUUUCUU